CCUCUCUCUCUCACACACACACACUAGUUCGUGUGUAUAGAGAGGCUGCGAAGACUUAUAGGCCCUAGUUAUAAUCUACUAUUUGUACAAUUCCCUCACAUGCUCUCUCUCACUCUACACUCUUUGAGGAUAUAUUUGUGUUUUUCCUGCGAACAACGAAAAAGAGCACUAUUUUCUCGAUCUUCAUCUUUCUUGUCAAAGUGCUAGGUGAUGGAAGAGCUCAACAAGGUGCUCGAAUCAUUCUACAAGCAAAAAACAUCACUUAUCGAUAAUUAACAGCCACAAAUGAGAAGCGUGCAAGAUGAUCUUUUCUCAAUUAAAUCUUUCUAUAACAUACUACUUGAAAGAGAAUGGGGACUUCCCUUACACUUCAAUUGGGUUCCAGGGCUUCAAGAAAAUUGAAAAACAGCGUGGAUAGCCAUCCUCAUAACAGAAUUUGAAUUUAUACAAGUUGGUGUUUCAUAUGCAAGAUUGCUGUAGAGAAUAUUAAUGAUUGUUGCUUCAUUGUUCGAGGCAAACAUUUUAUGGUGCAUAGUGUGGAAGGUGUUUGUAACUGAAGGGGCGACAUCAAGAAUGGUUAGAGAGAUACUACUAGGGUGGAAGUUUAGAUGGAAGAGGCUGAGAAUGAGAUUAUUGAAAUUAGCUCCUUUGUUUCAUUUGGAUAAUAUAGACAAGAACAAAUAGAAGAGCAUUUGAAGGAGUUGAAAGACACUUGUAAAUAGUUUCAGGUCCUCAGAUAUGCUUCAUGAAAGAAAUUAAAUAUUGCUGAUAUUUGCUAUCAAGGGCCACUAUGGGUGAAGGUGCAAAAAGGCGAAAGUCUUUGUGGGAUGCCGAAGAUGAGAGUCCAAAUAUUCCGAAUUAUGAGGAAUGGGGAGCUCCAAAAGCCGACAAUUCAUGGCAGUCCAAAAGUAGAUCUGGUUGGUCAUCUGGGGACAAUAUUACAGGAACUGAAGAGCCAACGAAGGAAAACUACCAUUACAAGAGCAUGUCUCCAGCUUUUGAAAGGCGGGGAAGGCGAAGCAAUAGCCACUCUCCGGAUAAUGGUCGGGCCCAGUCUCGCAGAUACCCUGGAAGAGCCAGGAGCAGGAGCAGGAGCAGGAGCCGGGGAAGGGGAGAAGGUAAGAGCAGGAGUCGCAGUAGGGGACGGGACAGGUUUAGGACCAGCAGCAGAAGCAGGAGCAGGAGCAGGAGCAGGAGCAGGGGUAGUAUGAGAGUUCAGAAUAGGAGUCGUAGUCCACUCCAUAAUUCUAAACGUGAUCCAUAUGCAUCAGGUGAUAGAAGAACUGGCCUUCAUAUAUCUUCCCAGGUAUGCAGAAAUUUUGCAGCAGGGAAGUGUAGGAGAGGCAGUGAUUGCAGAUACUUUCAUCCAGAUGCUGCCAGUCAUAGGGAUGGAGGUCAUUCAGAGGACAGCUUGGCAGAAAGAUUGGGUAGUCGACCAGAGCGUGGACAUAUCUCUAGGUAUAAUGAUAGUGAAGGUCCUGGGUACCAAUCAAGGGACAGGCUUCCUGACAUGCAUCAUUUGGAGGAUGAGCUGCACAGAAACCGGAGUAGAGGUACAGUUACUUGUUGGAAUUUUGUGAAAGGCAACUGUCGCUGGGGUGCAUCGUGCAGAUUUUCUCAUGAUGGUGCCUCAGGUGAUAACUAUGACAAAGGCACUCGGAGUGCAUCCUUUGAUCAUGGUCAGGACAAUCAAACAAGCAGAACCGGAAAAUCACUUUGUGAGUACUUUGCAGCGGGGAAGUGCUAUAAGGAUAAUUGCAAAUUCUCUCAUGAUGCCACAUCAAGAAAUCAUGAAAUUAGGCCCUCAGAUGACAUUGGUGGCCAUAGGUUUGAUGACAAGAAUAACUGGUUAAAUGGUCCAAAGUGGGAUGAUGAAGGAAGGCCCUCAGACCUUGUAAAGGCUAGUGGGUGGGAUGAAAGUGUUGUGAGAAAAGAUACUGCUGUCACAGUUCUUACGGAUAAGACCAAUGAAAGACCCGGCCAUAGUUUCGAAAAUGAGAACAGAGCCUGGGGAAGCACAGAACCACAAGUUAUGAAUUCUGACAGAGAGAGAGGCGUUUCUCCUCACAGGGGGGGUGCUGGUCAUCUUAAUGCUUUGAACAUUUCAGAAUCUUCAGUUAUACAUAACUUUACAAAUGCUCAAGAUAUUCAUCUCACUUCCCAAGCUUCUGAUCUAAAUAUGGAGAGAACUUCAGCACACGUCCUUGGACAUAAUUCAAAUCAAGAAGCUUCAGGCAUUGCUCUAUCUGCCACAACCACUCAGCCUUAUGGAUCUGCUGGACCUUUUGUACAGCCUCUGGGACUGAUAGAAGAUAGCUUUGCCAGAACACUUGGCUCUAAUGCAGUAAAUGAUUUUAUGAAUACUAGAGAUAGUGUUCAUCACGUCCGUUUGCCUGGCCAGAGCUUCAAUGGAACAGGUGGUAUGAGCUCUGAACAUUCUGGAGUUCUGAAUGGAACACACCAAGAACCAGAUGUAUUCUUACCUAUCCCAUCAACUGGCCACAACAAGAGAGAAGCACCUGGCACACCCGAGAUGCUGGAAUUCAAAGUCCCUCAAAAUCUUUCCGGUACUGUUACUGGUGAGCAAGUACACCAAAUGGAAACCUCUCCAACGUCUAUGAUAAAGAAAUUUGAGGAAGGACUGCGAGAAGCCCAACUACAAAGUGUCUUAAAUCCCUCUGGUCCUUCAGCAAUGCUAUCUUCAAAUCCCAUUUCUUCACUUGUUCAUGCUCUAUAUAGUCAGACCAAUCCUGAGAUGAGGGUUCCAGAUAACUACCAUCCCCCAGAUGGCUUAGAGUUGAAUACAUCUGGCAACUUUAAGUUGCCCCCUGACAAUUCGUUCUAUUUGGAUAGAGAUAGUAAUAAGGCUCCCAUGGAGCAAAUGAAUCAAUCAUCUACUGUUGAUCCUGAACUUGGAAAUAAUGAUCAAAUUGAUGAAGUGAAGCAGCAGGAGAAUAAAUUAGUUGAACUCAACGGAAAAGAUAAAUUAGCUCCCGAGGAGUCCAAGGAUGUGCAAGAAAAUGAUCAUCCAGGAGCUAUGAAUAUGCAUGGAAAGGUUGAGGAGGGAAGCGGUAACAAAGAUGAAAAGGUGAUGCGGUUAUUCAAAAAUGCUCUGAUAGAGUUUGUUAAGGAGAUCCUAAAACCCACAUGGAAAGAAGGUAAGAUGAGCAGAGAAGUUCAUAAAACAGUUGUUAAGAAGGUGGUUGAUAAGGUGACCAGUGCAAUUCAAGGAGAACAAGUCCCUAAGACGCAAGAGAAAAUAGAGCAAUAUCUGUCCUAUUCAAAGCCUAAAAUUACCAAACUUGUACAGGCAUAUGUGGAGCGAUUUCUGAAGAAUGAAGCUUGAGAUGCCGUACUGCAACAUGUACUGGAAGGUUUAGCUAUGUUAGAUAUUUUUGUUUGCUGAAGCCACAUCUCCUAACUAGUUUGAUAGAUUUGGUUUAUCAAGCAGUUAUCUGUUAUUCCGACCAUUUAUUUUCCGAGUUACCCAUGUUUGAGCAUUAUAUGUAAUUGGCCUUCCCUACUUACAGAUUCAAUCACAUGGUAGUUUCCCUUUCUUAAUUGUGCUGAUUUCUCAGUCUACAUGCUUAUUAGCUUGUCAGUUUUUUCUUCUUGUGUCUGAUUGAAGUACAACUUCUUUAUGAUUUAUUAAUGAGUACCUUGUUUGCCAGAUACAA
Molecule: messenger RNA, 3677 nt
Organism: Solanum dulcamara
Lineage: Eukaryota; Viridiplantae; Streptophyta; Magnoliopsida; Solanales; Solanaceae
Product: zinc finger CCCH domain-containing protein 55
Exons: 5
Coding region: 791-3346 (851 amino acids)
Molecular function (GO): metal ion binding
Source: RefSeq, a predicted model, not a curated record